AUGACCCAGCAAGGCGCGGCGCUGCAGAGCUACAACAACGAGCUGGUCAAGUGCAUCGAGGAGCUGUGCGCCAAGCGGGACGAGCUGAGCCGGCAGAUCCGGCAGGAGGAGGAGGAGAAGGCCAAGCUGCAGGGCGACCUCCGCCUGCUGACCGAGCGCCUGGCCCGCAUCAACGAGACCCUGGCCCACAAGAUGGCCUCCCGCAACGAGUUCGACAAGACCAUCGCCGAGACCGAGGCGGCCUACAUGAAGAUCCUGGAAAGCUCGCAGACGCUGCUGAACGUGCUGAAGAAGGAAGCCGGGAACCUGGCCAAGGCCACCGAGUCCAAGAGCCUCCCGGCCAAGGACAGCUGA
Messenger RNA from Pseudonaja textilis, 354 nucleotides. It is a transcript of the gene SSNA1, whose product is annotated as SS nuclear autoantigen 1. Gene Ontology annotation, cellular component: axon; centrosome; ciliary basal body. Gene Ontology annotation, biological process: axon extension. The record is from RefSeq and is a predicted model, not a curated record. Lineage: Eukaryota; Metazoa; Chordata; Lepidosauria; Squamata; Elapidae.